CAGCAGUGUCGCCGAGACGACCCUUAUAAACACCUAAUUUCCCCGCCCCGGCCCUCGUUUUCUUCUUUCUCCACACACACACACACACAUUCCUUUGAUCAGUCAUUCCUUUCCAAGAUUGUAAACACGACCUUCGUGUGUCGUGCACUACAUCCCUGAUCAACUGCACACUCCCCUAUAACCUCGGCUUUACCUUCUCUAACUUCAUCUUCUCUGGUGGCUGCCUCACGUCAACAUGAAGGUCUCCACGGUUCUCUCCUCCCUCGCAGCUGCUCAUGCUGCCUUUGCUGCCCCCGCUGUCCAGAAGGCUGCCCGGGCCCAGGUUUCAGGCGAUGCUCCAAAGAUUGACGAUCCCAAGUUCAUCAGCGCCGUCAUGGAUGCCCACUGGUACUGGCGAACUGCCCACUGCGCCCAGCAGCUCAAGUGGGAUCCACAGCUUGCCCAAGCCGCGCUGGACUCGGUUGGUGCUUGCACUAGGAAGAUGAGUCAUGAUCGUGGAGGUAGCAAUCUCUCUGGCGUGGACCCUCCUCCUGACAACUAUGGUAUGUGGAUUGAUUUCGCUCGUUCUGUGGUUCAUGGAUGGCAUGACGAGGAGCCCAAGUACCCGUGGGACAAUCCUCACUAUGAGGACGCCUGGGGCCACUUCGCGCAGGUCGUUUGGCGUGACUCUAGCCAUAUUGGUUGUGCUCUCGCCCACUGCAACAGCCCCCAAGCUGGACGCCUCUACUGCUUCUAUGAGCGGGCCGGCAACAACAUUGCCGCGGGUGAAUUCGCGAAGAACGUCUACCCGCAGAUCUGCCCUCGCCCACACAAGUAAAGGACGGCUUGAACCUCUUCACCGACAAAUAGAGUUUCUAUGGGCAGGUGAUCCCAGCACACGAAACACCGCGGUCGACAAAAGGAGGACACACUGGCACACACUCAUAUGGAGGGACCAGUCACCAGGCGGCUGCGCCCUUUCCUGUGGAUUUCAUUCUUUCAUUUCCCCA
Lindgomyces ingoldianus is the source of this 989-nucleotide messenger RNA. Its product is annotated as PR-1-like protein. Bases 236 to 817 code for a protein of 193 amino acids. The transcript is spliced from 3 exons. NCBI's taxonomy places the organism in Eukaryota, Fungi, Ascomycota, Dothideomycetes, Pleosporales, Lindgomycetaceae. The record is from RefSeq and is a predicted model, not a curated record.